AUGGCGCUCGGCAACAUCGCCGUCGUGCUUGGCUCCGGAUAUCUGAGCACUAUUCUUACAGGAGGCGACGCCAAGAAAGUCCCUAUCAUCGGGGACACGCUUGCCCAUUUUGUGAAGAAUAAUGGAAAGCACGGCAAAGACGGCAGUAGCGAUCAGUUGGCGUCUCAGCUCAACAGUAUCAAGGAGGAGGUACAUCGAGCCGUACGCCGUAGAGACGAGAAUGUUACGGUUAUCUCCGACAUAUCAGGGUCUGGUUCGUAUACCAUAACAGCAAUUGUUGUUGCUGGGCUUAUAGGCUACGCAUACGUCAGGUGGAAGGGUUGGAAGAUUUCUGACAUGAUGUGGGUGACGAAGCGCGGUCUAGCCGAUGCCUGCGAUGUCGUGGGUAAACAGUUAGAUGAUGUUUCAAAUACAGUACAGGUUACGAAGAAACAUCUUUCCGGGAGGAUCGACCGGGUCGAUGCUAAUCUAGAUGAAACACAAGAAAUUAUCGAAGGGACAAGGAAUGAGGUCGCAGUGAUCCAUGUGGAUCUGAGCGCCUUUCAGAAGGAGCUCCAAGAAGUCAGCCGUACGGUUGAGAUAUGGGGGUCAAGGCUGUCUGGUAUCGAGGACACCCAGGAUCGUACCGUGCGUGCAACCGAAGCCUUGGUUGGAUUCAGCCAACAACUGGAACAUGGUGGCCAGAAUCCCAACAUUCGUCGGGUCUCAUCGUUCCUGCCAGCUCUAGGAUCCUCCUCUUCAGAGCAAAGCAUCAAUAAAAUGCUGCCGCCGUCUCCUCUUCCGUCUCUUCAAACGGUCAAAUCAGUAGCCGAGCCUAGCGAGGAUGAAAGCCAGGAGAACCACAAGGUGUUGCCCUCGAGUGAAGGAAGCAUGAGGUGGAAGCUACCUGGACUUGGGCUUGGCUUUCUGAGGAGUUCAUCUGAUGUAUAG
Molecule: messenger RNA, 930 nt
Organism: Triticum turgidum subsp. durum (durum wheat)
Lineage: Eukaryota; Viridiplantae; Streptophyta; Magnoliopsida; Poales; Poaceae
Source: the annotation of a GenBank genome assembly